This is a messenger RNA of Coregonus clupeaformis (lake whitefish), 770 nucleotides long. RefSeq names its product tubulin-specific chaperone A. Gene Ontology annotation, biological process: post-chaperonin tubulin folding pathway; tubulin complex assembly. The coding region runs from base 136 to 483 and encodes 115 amino acids. Gene Ontology annotation, molecular function: beta-tubulin binding. The record is from RefSeq and is a predicted model, not a curated record. The transcript is spliced from 4 exons. Gene Ontology annotation, cellular component: microtubule cytoskeleton; cytosol. NCBI's taxonomy places the organism in Eukaryota, Metazoa, Chordata, Actinopteri, Salmoniformes, Salmonidae.
CUUCUCUCCCGCGGCACACAGUGCGCAUGCCCAGGAUCUCGUGAGCGAUAUUGUUGUGCUGUGUUGGAUAGCAACCGUUUCACAGUAUUUCAGUAAACUAGUAACUUAUUGUGUCUUUUAAGAAUAUCAGUUAACAUGGCAGAUCCAAGAAUACGACAGAUUAAAAUCAAGACUGGCGUUGUUAAGCGGCUGGUGAAGGAGAAGGUUAUGUACGUCAAGGAGACCAAGCUGCAGGAGGAGAAGAUUGAACGACUGAAAGCAGAGGCCUGCGACGAAGAGGCCGACUCAGAUGCCAAGUAUGUCAUCAAGAAACAGGUGGAGGUGCUACAGGAGUCCAAGAUGAUGAUUCCAGACUGUCAAAGGCGUCUGACCAUAGCACACGCAGACCUGUCCCAGAUACUAGAAACGGAAGAAGACUUGGCUGAAGCAGAGGAGUACAAAGAGGCCAGGACCGUAUUGGAUUCAGUGAAGCUUGAAGGAUGAUGUUCUCACUCUGUAAUGCACUACUUAAAUGUCCAUUCCAUUCGUCUGGGCUUGUUUGGAAUCAUAGACAAACAGAAUCAUUCAGCACUCUUUUUCUCACUCUUUUUAUAUUUUAUUUCUACAUUUGAGAACAACGUGUCGUCUGAUCUUGACAUCCUUCUCCGGAGUGCACAAUCUCACACAAGCAUCAAAUAAACACUUAUUUCUUUUCCUACCAUGGGGGUUUGCUUGGCUGCAAAUGAAGCCUAAUUGUAUUGUUUAUCUCAUAUUAAAGCUAUAGGACUUAA